GGAACUACUUUAUUGUUGAUCGAAAAACAGAGUUAAUAAAUUACAAAGGUUUUCAGGUGUUACCUUCCGAACUGGAAUCUAUUCUACUUAAGCAUGAUGCUGUUGCAGAUGCAGUAGUAUUAGGAUAUUAUUCUGAAGAAGAAGCAACCGAAAUUCCUAUAGCAUAUGUCGCAGUUAAAAACGGGUAUGGGCAGUCUCAAUCUUUAGCAAGAGAAAUCCAAUUUUUUGUAGAUGAAAAGGUUGCACCGCAUAAAAAAUUAAGAGGUGGCAUAUUGCUUAUAGAUAAAAUUCCAAAAAGUGAGACUG
Racocetra persica is the source of this 306-nucleotide messenger RNA. The record is from the annotation of a GenBank genome assembly. Lineage: Eukaryota; Fungi; Glomeromycota; Glomeromycetes; Diversisporales; Gigasporaceae.